GAUUCCGAAUUGGCAAAUGUAUUCCAUCCAGUAAGAUUGCCGGUUGAACAGCAUUUAACCUGCGAUUCCGAAUUGGCAAAUAUACUCCAACCGGAAAGAUUGCCGGUUGAGCAGCAAGAGCAAGAACAUCAUGGAACGAAAAUGGGACCUGCGACGAGACUUGCAGACUUCGCUAAGGAGUAUACAGAGAAAAAAAUUGAGGGCCUUUACCUC
This is a messenger RNA of Funneliformis caledonium, 213 nucleotides long. The record is from the annotation of a GenBank genome assembly. NCBI's taxonomy places the organism in Eukaryota, Fungi, Glomeromycota, Glomeromycetes, Glomerales, Glomeraceae.